Molecule: messenger RNA, 7976 nt
Organism: Gambusia affinis (western mosquitofish)
Lineage: Eukaryota; Metazoa; Chordata; Actinopteri; Cyprinodontiformes; Poeciliidae
Gene: rims1b
Product: regulating synaptic membrane exocytosis 1b
Exons: 35
Coding region: 803-5773 (1656 amino acids)
Biological process (GO): regulation of membrane potential; regulation of synaptic plasticity; intracellular protein transport
Cellular component (GO): presynaptic membrane; cytoskeleton of presynaptic active zone
Molecular function (GO): small GTPase binding; transmembrane transporter binding
Source: RefSeq, a predicted model, not a curated record
UUGGUUUACACAAAAGCACAUUUUAGAUAAUAAACCCAUAUUUAAAACUUUUCAGAGGUGAACGUCAGUUGAGCUACUGUCCAUGGUGCUGAAACUCUUCCUCACUUGAUGUUUUAAACUGGCUGUAUUCAUUUUAAAUUGAGCCAAUAAAGCGGCACAAAGUAUCGCGAGAGGAGUAAGGAAAUGUUAAGAUUUAUACUUGAUUUGCGUAUUCAUGUGGAGUGCGACUGCUUUUAAAUGAAAACGCCGGGACGUGACGUGUACAAGCUUUCAGAUCAUGACUGUGACGAGCCAGUCCUCACAUGAUUAGACGCUCCUCCGCAAAAAAAAAAAACAAAAAAAAAAAAAAAAACCAAAAAAAAACACCAGAGAGGGAGAAAGGAGGGCUCCAUUCCCAGUGUGGCAGCGGAGAGGCACCGAGGACUCCGCCUUUACCGCCUCAACGUCCAAGCAUCAGUCCGGGGUGGGGAAGAGGGAAGAGACACGCCGCAGGCCUGAUGAAGAGAUUCGAAACGCGAAUGUGAGAAGAGACUUAAAAAAAAAAAAUACGGAGAUGGGCUCGCCGUGAAGGAGUAAAGACGGGGAGUUGGGGGAAACACCCAGAGGGGGCGCAACACAAAAGCACAACUAGAGGUGCCUGCAACCAUGAGCGGCUGCUCGCCUAAGCCGCGGCUGCCGCUGCUACUUCGCCCGGGGAACACGUCGUGAGGUGCGCCUCGGGAACCUGUUAGCCGAAACGACACGCCGAGGAGAACCAGGAGGAGGAGGUGGUGGUGGAGGUGGGGUGGUGGUGGUCGAAAAGAUGUCCGCCUCGGUAGGGCCCCACGGCGGCCCUCGCCCACCCACUGUGCCGCCGUCCAUGCCGGAUCUGCCGGACCUUAGCCACCUCACCGAGGAGGAGCGCAAGAUCAUCAUGGACGUGAUGGCUCGGCAGAAGAAGGAGGAAGAGAAAGAACAAGAAAUGCUAAAGACACUGCACCAGCAGUUUGAGAGCUACAAACAGGAAGUGCGUCGCAUCGGGGUCGAGACGCGACGUCAGCAGGCGCAGCAGAAGGACGACGCUCCCACCUGCGGCAUUUGCCGCAAGACCAAGUUCGCUGAUGGCUGCGGCCAUCUCUGCUCAUACUGCCAGACCAAAUUUUGCGCUCGCUGUGGAGGGCGAGUAUCUUUGCGCUCCAACAAUGAGGACAAAGUGUGUCUCAUAGUGAAGGACAGGGUAAUGUGGGUUUGCAACCUGUGCCGUAAGCAACAGGAGAUUCUCACCAAAUCAGGAGAAUGGUUUUCUGGGUCAGGAGCGCGGCCCGGGAGCCUCGGCACCUCCUUGAAAGACCCGGCAACAGGAGGUGAGGGUCAGCGUGACAGGAAACUUCUCCGCUCCAGAUCGCAAGCUCCGCCCUCCAGCACAAACGCAGGGCCGCUGGACAGGACACAGCUGCCCGCCGGAGUCCUCCCUGCCAAGCUUUGUGACACCAUGCCUGGCUCUCGCUCCCAAAGCGAACCACCAAAAGAAAAAAAAAGACCAGUAUCCCUCCAUGAGCAAAACGGUAGGGGAGGGAUGGGACGGGGCAGUGGUCGCAGAUCUCCUGGCAAGCUUCAGUCUCAGUCAUCCCUGGAUGAGCGUGUGAGCACUGGAGAUAGAGAGAGACGGUUCGGAGAGGGACGUCGACUGGAGAAGAUACAUUCUCAAGAUUAUGAGGAUGGGGAGGACAACUUGAGGCAUUCAGGGAUGCACCGCAGACAUCCAGAGGAUGAGGAACAGAGGGAGAGGCAGCGCCGUGAAGAGGAGUUCCAAAAUCGUUAUCGGAGUGACCCCAACCUGGCAAGGUAUCCUGUAAAACCACAAAAAGAGGAGCAGGAGAUGCGAAUGCACGCAAAGGUAUCCAAGGUACGGCAUGAGCGUCGGCACAGUGAUCUCGCGAUCAAUGAGGUUGGGUUGGGACCAGGUGAAGGAGGUGGUGGAGGAGGUCAUGUACCUCCAAACCGUGUGGCCAGGAGGGGUGGAGGUGGUGAAGGAGAGCGCAAGGGCCUCAUUGAGAACCACCGAGCCUUUCCUGUUGACAGGACCGCGGGGAUGGGAGGUGGACCACCACCUACAGGAGGUGGGGGGAAAUCAGGGCCCCAUAUUGGAGGGCUGGUGCCUAAUGAUCAGGGCUCAAACAACUCCCGUCCAGAGACUGGCACAACAAGGGACAAGGGUGGGGACCACCUAUUGAGGAAAGACUCUCAGAGCUCAGACCAGUCCGAUUCUUUGCGUCCGCCCCCUCCUCGGUCAUACAAAGGCAAGCGCGGAAUCAACAAGAGACAGAUGUCCAUCAGCAGCUCAGAAGAGGAGGGCGGUUCCACGCCCGAGUACACCAGCUGUGACGACGUGGACAUGGAAAGCGUCAGCGAGAAAGGAGAUUUGGACUGUCAUCCUUUAGAUCCUACAGUAUGGCAUCAUCCGGUUACGUGGCAGCCGUCCAAAGAGGGUGACCACCUGAUUGGACGUAUCACAUUAAGCAAGAGGUCGGCCAUGCCCCGUGAGGCCGGCUCCCUACUGGGCCUCAAAGUUGUUGGAGGAAAGAUUACAGAGUCUGGAAGACUUGGGGCCUUUAUCACCAAAGUCAAAAAAGGAAGCCUGGCAGAUGUUGUGGGACAUCUACGUGCAGGUGACGAGGUCUUACAGUGGAAUGGGAAGUCAUUGCCAGGAGCAACCAAGAAAGAAGUGUACAACAUCAUUCUUGAAUCCAAAGCUGAGCCUCAAGUGGAGAUUGUAGUCUCAAGGCCAAUAGGAGACAUCCCAAGAAUCCCAGGGUCUCCACACCCUCCACUAGAAUCCACUGGCUCCAGUUCGUUUGAGUCACAGAAGAUGGAUCGUCCCUCUAUAUCGGUGAUGUCCCCUACCAGUCCUGGCACCCUUCGAGACCUUCCUCUUGUGCUGCCUGGACAGCUUUCUGUGAAGCUGUGGUACGACAAAGUGGGUCACCAGUUGAUUGUCAACGUCCUUCAAGCCAUAGACCUGCCACCUCGACCAGACGGCCGACCUCGAAACCCAUAUGUCAAAAUGUACUUCCUGCCGGAUCGGAGUGACAAAAGUAAACGACGGACUAAAACGGUGAAGAAGAGCUCUGAGCCCAAGUGGAACCAGACUUUCAUUUAUUCCCAUGUUCACCGGCGGGACUUCAGAGAGCGCAUGCUGGAAAUCACUGUCUGGGAUCAGCCCAGAGUGCAAGAGGAAGAGAGCGAAUUUCUGGGCGAGAUCCUAAUAGAGCUUGAGACGGCCUUAUUGGACGACACCCCCCACUGGUACAAACUCCAGACUCAUGACAUGUCCUCCAUACCUCUGCCUCAGCCCUCUCCAUACCUUCCGCGCCGACACGUCCACGGAGACAGUCCGAGCAAGAAACUACAGAGGUCUCAUCGCAUCAUUGAUACAGAGUUUGAUGAUGGUUUGAUAGGUGGGACUAAAGGUGGAGAGCGAAACUCCCGGGAGAGAGAUCGGAGCAGCACGUUGGCUGUCCCAGAUCAGCAGCGCCCCAUCCAGCACCGCUCCCGCUCCGUGUCUCCUCACAGAGAGGACUCCUGCAGGGCUCGGUCUCGGCCCCCUCACGUGCCCAUGCAAAGGAGUUUGGAUGAGAUUCACCAAAACCGCAACCACUCACAUUCCCCGACACAUUACCACGGGUCCUCCCUGGAGCACCAGCGCUCCGGCGACUCAGACUACGAGUAUUCAGAGGACAGUGAGGUCCUGGAGAUGAACAGAUCAAUUCGAGGCGGGAGUGCAGAGUGCCUACAUACCAACAGGAGCAUAGGUAGAUACAGCAACACGCUCCCCCCCAAAAUGCCCCUUUUAGUAAAUGGUAUCCAUAAAGACAUGUACAGCUCCACCCUCCCUGCAUGCCUAAAGAGUAAGCCAUAUACCAGACAGGAGGGGGGCGGCAUCUUGCCUCGUAGCAUCCUCACACACCGUGUUCUCAGGUUCACAGACGAGGUCACGGUUAGCGACCUGCAGCCAUCCCUGGACAGAGUGAGGAGUGCCAGCACCACAUGUCUGAGACCAGACACCAACUUUCCCUCCUCUAACAGAGACAGGUUCUCCAAUUCUUUGCCCUGCAGGACUCCCCCAAGCCCCAGGAUCUUAGUAGAUCAUGUGGCCCCAGAGGAAGAGAGUGAGAGUAUUAAUUCAUCCAGUCUAAACUGUCCGUGGGAAAGCAGAAAGUGUCUUGAAUUGGACAGUCGAAUUCAGCCCACCUCUAUCCUAAGGGGCAGUAGAAGAAGAGGGGGCCCCCUCAGGCCCUUUGUACAGACAGUGCUGUCAGGUUCCUGUCCUAACUCGCCACGGCCGGACAGAGCACACCCACACGGCAGCCCUUCUCCUCCAACUGUGUUAUCCGGUCGAAGGGGUCGGCAGCUUCCACAGCUUCCUGCGAAGAGCAGCAGCAUAGAGCACGCCCUAGCAGUGGAGGAGCGAGCCCGACAGCUGCCAGUGAAAGUACAUUCCUACCGGCCUUCAGCCUCCCACAACUCUCAAACAGACCUCAAGACCAAACGGGAGAUGUACGCAGAGCAGAGGCGCAGCAGUGACAACAUGUCGGCUAGAUCUUCAGACAGCGACAUGAGCGACGCGUCGGCUCUUUCCCGUGCCAGCAGUGCCUCUCGUCUCAGUAGCACCAGUUACAUGUCUAUACAAUCAGAGCGGCCCGGAGGACGGCUCAGAUCAAAGUCUUUAGAGGAGGACAAAAAGGACAGGAGGAUAUCGUGGGAGGUGAACGGAGAGGAGGAGAACAAGAGGGAAGCAGGAAAGAGACGCUUCUCUCAGGAGUUGAAACGCAGAAGACACACUGUAGCAGGAGACACAAGGGACUCCAGUCGGCAGAUGCGAUCUAUGGGUCGGAACAUGAUGAAGAGCUCCAGUGUGAGCGGUGAGAUCUACACGCAGGAGCGCACAGAUGGCAGCCAAUCAGACACCGCUUUGGGCACCGUAAGCGGCGGCAGCAAGAAGAGACGCUCCAGCAUCAGCGCUCGCUUCGUGGCCAUCGUCGGCAAGAACCGGAGCCGCAGCACCUCACAGAUCAGCGACCCUGAGGGGAAGACUAAAAGGGAGAAGGGCAUCCAGAGGAGCACAGAGACUGGCAUGGCCGUGGAGCUUUCCAGGAAUAUGAGCCGCCAGCCCAGCAGAGAGUCAAACAACGGCAGCAUGAACAGCUGCAACUCUGAGGGAAAUUUCUGUGUUAGUUUAAAUCUGGGUGCCAGCAGCCAGUUCAGCGAUUUCCUGGAUGGACUGGGACCAGCACAGUUGGUGGGCAGGCAAACUCUGGCUACUCCUGCCAUAGGUGACAUUCAGAUUGGAAUGAUAGAGAAGAAAGGGCAGCUGGAGGUGGAGGUCAUCAGAGCUCGAGGACUCGUACAAAAGCCAGGAUCCAAAUCUCUGCCUGCUCCAUAUGUCAAAGUCUACCUGCUGAAUAAUGGAGCAUAUGUAGCCAAAAAGAAAACUAAGAUUGCACGGAAAACACUUGACCCCCUGUACCAGCAAGCACUGCUGUUUGAGGAGAGCCCACAGGGGAAAGUCCUACAGGUUAUCGUCUGGGGUGACUAUGGCAGGAUGGACCAUAAAAGUUUCAUGGGAGUUGCACAGAUCCUGCUGGAUGAAUUAGACUUGUCAAACACAGUCAUUGGUUGGUACAAGCUGUUCCCUCCGUCCUCUUUGGUCGAUCCGACGCUGGCAUCCCUGACGCGGAGAGCUUCCCAAUCAUCUCUUGACAGCUCCUCGGGACCGCCUGGUGUUCGAACCUAGUGGACCUAGUGGGUGCUACACUAUCCCUCGAAGGAAAGGGGGGAAAAAAACUUAAGAAAAGAAACUGAAGAGAGAGGCCCAUACAAUAAAAGGUAGAAACAUAGAACAACAGCAAUCAGAAAUGGUCACAGCGAGAAAGCUUUGUUGAAAUCUGACAAUCACUCCUGCCGCAGUUAUUUUUGUCUGUUGUAGGGAGCGUCAUAUUUCGGUGUUUCGUUUCCAUUCAAAGAAAAAUCUCAUGGUUUAUCUCUUGCUCUCCAGUCGGAAUAUGAUAGCUAUGAGUGUCAGUGAAUCAAAAAGAAACAGGGUGGUUUUUAACCGAGUCAACCUAGCAAAGAAAUGUACGCAAGCAUUGGAAUGUAUGGCCUCGUGACAGAGGUAAAAUCCCUUCGCUGACUGCAGGGGGCGCAGUCCUUUCUGCAGCGGCCUCCUCCAGAAGCCCAUCAGACUGCCGGUAUUCCUGCUCUCUCCCCGUCAGGAUGCCGCCCUGCCCUCUCCCGCAUGGGUGUUCAGUCUGGAAGCACAGGGCCUUCUUCUGGUGCCUAGAUCACUGGUCCCUUUCUUUGUCAAGAUUUUCUCUUUUCAACAUGUUUACCAUGGCUACUCUGGGGCUAUAGUCUUUUAAGAGUGAAUUGUGGCGUUCCUUUCUUUCCUUUUGUUACUACAGGCACAAAAUGUUUUUGCAGUGUGCAAAAUGUUCAUGAUAUGUGGUCAGUCUGAAGUGUGCAUGAUGAUAAAAAGAUUUUAUAAGGACACAAGAUUUAGUCUGCGGCUCUUCUCCGGGAUGAUAGGUAAUAAUAACAGAUGGUCCACCAUUUUGCCUCUGUUCUUUCGCUGAGUUCACCUGAAAAUAUCCUGGGUGGAACAAUGGAGAUCUUGCUGCACAUAGUAAAACCUCAUUUGUCAAAUACUGAAAUAGAUUUGGGUGCAGAAAUUGUUGUAGAAGAAGUCCCACGUGUGACCAGUGAAACUAAGAAUCCUUGGCAAUUCAACCUGCCAAUCCUGGCGGCUGGAGACCAUCAUUUAUAUACCGCACUCUUACUUGUUCAACUUUUUGGUCGUCUCAGUUAGAGAAUGCGAUAGAGAAACAAAAAUGGUCAAAUUCAAAUUUCUAUGAUUUUAAAGUUACAGCCUCACAAAAGGGAAGAUAAACCAUGAAAAAACAGAUUGUUGUCAUAGGGAAAUACAUUUCUGCAAAUGCUGUGUCAUGCAUUUUCAUUUUAAUUAUUCUUUCCAAACAUAAGUAUUUAACAGUCACCCAUUAGACAUGCUGCAUGUGGUCCACUCUGCGAUAAACAGCCCUUUGACCCGCAUCAGUUCAUCACAUGGCAGAUCACCACAUUAAACACGACUAUCCAGCGCAAUAAUGUUCAGAGCUGCACAGGCUAAAAGGAGUUCCCACACUUCCUUGGAUCUGUAUUGCAAAGAUCCUCCUGUUGAUCCAAACCAACCUCCCCUUAAGAAGCUCAAAGUAUCCCUCACAGAAGCUCAUGUUGUUUUGUUUACAAUGUGUUUUAGCAUAUUUUAGGAGAAGAAAUGCAGAAUCACAAACAGGAGAAUCCUGCAAAAUCUAGCAUUCAUUCCCCUAAACCCUCUCCUUUCUCGGAGAUGCAGCAAACCUCCUAAUGAUCCUCCAAGAGUGUUGCCAGGGAAAUGAGCCGAGAAUGGAGGCAAACUGAUGGACUAACCCUAACCCUAACCCUAAACUGAUGUCUUAGAUUUUUACACCCAAUAAUGAGAUCGCUGUUCAACCACUUGUCUUUGUUUAAUUGUGUUGUAGGCGUCCCAGGGGGUUGACAAAUAAAUCAAGGUUAUGUCACUUUGAAAUGUGCAAGGGAUAUAAUAUCACUGUCAGAUAAAAUUAAGUAAAUGCUAUUGUUCACCUAUGCCAGAGCUGGAUUGGACCAUGUAACUUUUCACAUUUCCGAGGGAGUGCCUUCCCUCACCCCAGCACGUUAAAGGUUUUUAUUCAAACCUUAGUUUAUCUUGUUUUUAAUACAAGCACAAGAGCUUGAUUUUUUUACUAGAAAAAGUUUAACUUUUCAAAAAAAAAAAACAACAACAAUAACAUGUAGUUAUGAAAAAGGAAAAAAAAAGCAACAAUCCCAUUGGUUCAGGUUACUUAUUUUGUCUUGAAGCAGAAAAGAAGAAUAGAUUGCAGUUUCCUCAUGCAUCUAUGUGAAUAUGAAAGUCGGGACACCAA